AUGGCGUGUAUGCUUAUGAAAUGCGAGACUAAAAGCAGCAGAGUGAAAGGCGUGGCCUUCCACCCGACGCUGCAGUGGUGCCUCACAGCGCUGCACAACGGUGCCAUUCAACUCUGGGAUUAUCGGGUGGGCUCAUUGGUUGACCGCUUCGAAGAGCAUGAAGUACGCAUCUGGAACUGGCAGUCCCGCGUAUGUAUGGCCGUCUUGACGGGCCAUACGCACUAUGUGAUGUGCGCUCGUUUUCACCCAACGGAGGAUUUGGUGGUCUCCGCCUCGCUGGAUCAGACUCUGCGACUGUGGGACACAUCAGGGCUAAGAGAGCGAUCUGGAGGGGUUGCGGGGGCGGUUGGGCGAAGCGGCAGUCGAAGCAGCGCUCAUGGGGAUAUAUUUGCUGCUACAGAUGCUGUGUGUAAGUUUGUUCUUGAGGGGCACGAGAGAGGCGCCAACUGGGCAGCCUUCCAUCCCUCCAUGCCUCUCAUCGCCUCGGCAGCUGAUGACAAACUUAUCAAACUUUGGCGGUACAACUCGGUGAAAGCUUGGGAGGUGGAUACAUUGCGUGGGCACAGCAACAACGUGUCUUGUUUGGUUUUCCACCCUCAUCGAGACUUGCUGAUUUCCGACUCUGAAGAUAGAACAAUAAGGGUCUGGGACGUAUCGCGUAGAACGUGCCUUCACACAUUCAGGCGAGAUAUGGAUCGCUUCUGGGUGCUCGCUGCUCACCCGACAUCGGGAGCCAUUGCUGCAGGGCAUGAUGGAGGCAUGGUGGUCUUUAAGUUGACAACAGAGAGGCCUCCUGCUUGCAUGUGGACAGGGCACGAGCUGUUAUAUGUUUCGGAGAGAAGGCUCUGCUGGAUAGACACCACAAUGGUGUUGCACCAGGAGCAGCAGCAGCAACAAAUGGAGGUGAUGCUUACGGAAGUCAGGAGGCCUCCAAACGCUCUUGCCAAUGGACCGAAACAACUUCUUGUAAAUCCUUUGAACACGGGAGAAAUCAACGCCGUCGUGGUCUAUACAGAAGGUGACGGGCUUUCUUACGACUUUCUCUGUGGGCCGAGGGCAGACGGCCGGGGCCCUCCAGCAAGUGGUAGUCUCUCUCAAGUUGCACAGACUGCUCCUUCUGUCUCAUCCCUCUCAGCCCAUGCGACGGCAGACGCAGGACGCAUUGAACCCCUUCCAAUUACCACUGACAAAAUUUUCUUUGCAGGACCGAACAGGCUCAUUCUUCUCGGUGAAGACAAGUUGUAUCUUUACGAUAUCCCGACGCGUCGGCUGUCUAGUCCCUUAACAUUGAACAUUGGGGGCCCUGUGAGGACAGUGACUUGGGCCCCUGAUAUGCACCACUUGGCGUUAACUUCAAAACAUUCGGUGGUACUAUUGCGGGCAAACUUCUCAGCUUUAUCUUCGCUGUCAACCGGGCUAGCAGAGAAGGAAGUUCGAGAGUCAGAACCAGCCUUCAAGGUCCUUUCCUCGCUCCAUGAGAAUAUCCGCGUCAAAGGGGGCGUGUGGGAUCCCGAAUUAGGUGGUUUCUUUUACGCCACCCUGUCCCACGUGAAGUUUUGCAUGACGAACGGAGACAAAGGAAUCGUGUGCAGCCUUUCAGAGUCAAUCUACAUAGUAACGGUGGCGCAGCAGCAGCUCUUGUAUAUGGACCGUCGCGCUCAGCUGCACUGCAAGCCAGUGGCAUGCAAUGACUAUCUAUUUAAGGUGGCUCUGAGUCGUCGAGACUAUAUGAAGGUCGCACUUUUGGUUCGCUAUGGCGGCCUCUGUGGAAAUUCGCUUAUCGGUUAUUUGAAAGAGAAAGGAUACUCUGAAGUUGCUCUUGAGUUCCUGUCCGAUCGGAAGUCGAAGUUUUUGAUGGCGUUGGAAGUUGGCCGGAUGGAUGAGGCUCUGGAAGCUGCGAAGGCUUUAAACGACAAAGCAGGGUGGCGUCUUCUAGGGGACGCUGCGAUGCAAGAAGGCUGUUUCGGGCUUGCGGAAAUUUGCUUCCAGAAGCUGAAGGCUUUUGAGAAAUUGUCAUUUCUCUACUUGCUACUGGGCGAUCGCACAAAGCUCAAAAAAAUGCUGCACGUUUCCAAGCUGCUGCGCGAGCCUCUGCUGCGACAGCACCAAGCCUUAUUGCUUGGCGAUGCAGAAGAGAGAGUAGAUGUCUUUAUGGAAGCCCAGCAGCCGGGACUUGCGUAUCUUUGUGCGAAGACACAUGGCUUAGAUGAACUAGCUGAACAGCUGAGGGGCUCUGUUGAUGAGAAGGAUGUCGAGGAGUUCCUACCGAAGAAUCCUGUUGCACUGUUUCCGCCUGUGCCGAUCAUGAGAUUUGGGCCGGGAGAGACAGCGACGUGGAAGCCUGCGGCUGCAGGGGAAGUUUCUGCGUUUGCUGCGGCACUGCGGGCCGUUGAUGAAAUGGAUCCCGAGACGGCGCGGCUGAUGCUACAUAGAGGCUUUGAUACGGAUGAACCGGAUGCGUCAGCGCAAGUUAUGUGCGGAAAGGCAAGGGAUUGGGGAGAAGGUGGCGUGGUCGGCAGUGAUGAGGGGGAGGACUUUGCUUCUCUUGGCGCAGCCGCAGAAGGAGAAUGGAAAGAUGCAAUUGACAUUGGAGUAGAAGAUGAUGCGGCUGUAUCCGGCGCUGCUGGUGCAUGGAAGGUUCAUGGAGCUAUAAAUGGGAAGUCUGGAGAGACCUAUGCGGAAGCACCAGGCGCAGAUCCUACAGUUGCAUGGAGGCAGAACCCCAUCCCGUCAGAUCUUGUUGUAGCAGGGGACUUCACUGGGGCUAUCCAAAUGUUGCGACGUCGUCUUGGCCUUCUGCGUGUUGCUCCACUUGAACCGAUAUUCCAGAGAGUAUAUGAAUCUAGCUGGGCUCAGCUAAAGGGGCAUUCCCUCGCCCCUCCUUUGCAGUUGCCUCUUGUAGGUGGAAAGCCUUACAGGGCAGCUGACCCUCCUCGCGUUGUAAACAGCGCGCUUCUUCUCACGCAGGUUAGAGAAGCACACAAACUGGUUACAGGCGGAAAGUUUGCGGAAGCACUCACUGCCUUUCGACAGGCCCUUCUGGCACUUACACUCGCAGUAGCACAAAACCAAGAAGAGGAGCAGCAGUUGUUGGAAAUGCUGGACAUAUGUAGAACUUACAUAAUCGGCAUGAGGCUCGAAACGUCACGAUUGAUGCUGGGAGAAUCUGAUGCACAAAGAAACCUGGAGCUUGUCGCUUAUUUCAGUUGCUGCCGCUUGCAGCCAUCUCACUCCUUCCUUGUCCUCCGUCGAGCAAUGAGCGUAGCUUGGAAGGCUCAAAACUUCAUAACAGCCGCUUCCUUCGCUCGCCGGCUGCUCUCUGGGACGUACUCGGGCUUAAAAGGUGCACCAGAAGAACUGGCGAAGGCAAAAAGAGUCCUUCUGCUUUGCGAGCAGAAAGGAACAGACGCUAUAAACAUAAAUUAUGAGCCCGGAGAAGCAGAAAACAUUCUUCUUUGCACGUCAACAAUGACGCGGUUGAACCCAGGCACUCCAGUUGUUCGUUGCGGUUUUUGUGGAGCAGUGGCCCAGCAACAGCUGCAGGGUUCACUUUGUAGAGUGUGUGAAAUUGCAGAGCUAGGAGCCAGAGUGGUUGGCAUUCAGUUCCUCCCAGUAGUGUAA
Molecule: messenger RNA, 3621 nt
Organism: Eimeria tenella
Lineage: Eukaryota; Apicomplexa; Conoidasida; Eucoccidiorida; Eimeriidae
Product: coatomer alpha subunit, putative
Exons: 20
Coding region: 1-3621 (1206 amino acids)
Biological process (GO): retrograde vesicle-mediated transport, Golgi to endoplasmic reticulum; intracellular protein transport; intra-Golgi vesicle-mediated transport
Cellular component (GO): COPI vesicle coat
Molecular function (GO): protein binding; structural molecule activity
Source: RefSeq, a predicted model, not a curated record